Nematocida major is the source of this 681-nucleotide messenger RNA. RefSeq lists its product as uncharacterized. The transcript has a single exon. Lineage: Eukaryota; Fungi; Microsporidia. Bases 1 to 681 code for a protein of 226 amino acids. The record is from RefSeq and is a predicted model, not a curated record.
AUGAAGAUCAUAUUGGACAGAAAAGCAUGUGCUGCAAUAGAUAAGGGAGUUGCCGGAAAGUUUGAGCACCUUUCCAUGGCUCUGAAGGAGUCUGGCAUGUACGUGCAGGCUGUGGACAAGUCCAAAAGCAUUGUGGUUGACCACUACAUAGACAAAGUUCUUCUGGAGUCGUAUACAGAGGGCGAGGGCGUGACCGUCCCGCACGUCAAGUUUCUCCUGAACGGAAUGGACCGGCUGUACAUAUCCAGGGUUGGCGCCCUGCUGAAGCUUCUUUGGACCGGCGAGGGCGUCACCCUGGAGAAAAACUUGUACACGCUGGACUUCGAGUGGACGGAGGUGGAGUACAGCCUGGGCUCUGUCGUCUUUCCGCUGCCAUACACAGGGCUGGCCCUCAUCAGAAAGGUGUGCGGGGGCGAGCUGGAGAUGCAUGUAAGAGAAAGCGCCGUGGAGAUCCGCGCGCUGUCUGAGAACUGCGUGACGCUGACCGCCGCCCUGGACACCCCCGUGGGAGAAGCAUGCAUGUUCACGCUGCUUAAGUACCACCUGGACAGGCUGCCAAAGUAUGCAUACACCACGGCAACUUUUAGCGUGUACCGGCAGGGGCUGGUUGCUCUGUCUUUGGAGGCGCUGGGGGUCAUAACCACGGUGACCAUAGCAACAGAGGUUGUGUUUUUCAGCUAG